Molecule: messenger RNA, 3027 nt
Organism: Penicillium paradoxum
Lineage: Eukaryota; Fungi; Ascomycota; Eurotiomycetes; Eurotiales; Aspergillaceae
Product: Zn(II)2Cys6 transcription factor domain-containing protein
Exons: 5
Coding region: 1-3027 (1008 amino acids)
Biological process (GO): aromatic amino acid catabolic process; positive regulation of transcription by RNA polymerase II
Cellular component (GO): nucleus
Molecular function (GO): zinc ion binding; DNA-binding transcription factor activity, RNA polymerase II-specific
Source: RefSeq, a predicted model, not a curated record
AUGGGGGACCAUACUGAUGCACAUCAUCGCCGAGGAUAUCAGGCUUGUGAUCCGUGCAGGAAACGUAAGGUCAAGUGCGACUUAGGAAGUGUCGAUAACCCUCGCCCCCCACCCUGUGUUCGAUGCCGUCGCGAAAGUAAACGCUGUGAAUUUUCAGCAACUCGUCGCAAGCGCAAAACUUCCGAUGCAGAAGAAAAUGAAGUGGAGGCAGCGGCGAUCCUCCAUCGCGACAAGCGAAUGAUGAUUGGGGAGGUAGCCAAGAACGAAAGCCCAGUUGAAGCACCGCCAUUCGCGCCGUCUGAUCCACCUCAAUUUGACCAUGAAACCGUGCGUGCGCAGCAGAGGUGGUCUGAGGCACCGACUGCACCCGCGCCUCAGCGGUACACGCCUAGUGCUCCCAAAUCACGAGCGCCCACAUACCCUGUCAGCGAGCGCCCCGUGCCUCCCAGCUAUGGAGGGCCUUCGAUGAUGAAUCGCACAGCGGUAGAGCUCUUGUCGCCCGCAAUUACGAACACCCACGACGCUUUGCAUCUUCUAUCAGAGGCAGCGGGGAGGACAGAAGACCUCAAUCGCCAGAGUCUCGAGAAUCGCUUUGCUGCGCGACAGUCAGUCUCGUCUUUCAACUCAGGGCCCUCGCCUCUAGCACAAGGUAGCUCGCCUCGGAGCUUGGGUGGGUCCUUUGUGCGAACUCCUCGAUCAGGAAUGUCUAUGGGCGGAUCUACAUACUUCCCUGCUGGUGCUCAAGCGCCGGUAGAUCCCCAGAUAACGGACCCCGGCCCUCAAAGAGAACGCCCAGUUAACAAUGCUCCUCCUGAGCCAGCAUAUUUCGACGCCAUCAGAGCCUGGUCGCGAUUGCGAUUCGUCCGUGCUGGUUGGCUCUCAGUGGAGGAGGGGAUGGAUUAUGUGGAAUACUACUAUGAGCACCUAGCGCCGAUGAGCCCUGUUGUGAUUCCCGAUUUCUCUCAUCCCUCUACGCAUCGCACAAUGCUUACCGAUGAGCCUGUGUUGGCGGUCACGAUCCUCACCAUUGCGUCCAGACAUUUGAAACCUAAGGGCGAGGGUGCCAAUACGCGGGCAUUCUAUAUUCAUGACCGUCUGUGGGCUUAUCUACGCAGCAUGAUAGAACGUCUAUUCUGGGGCCAAGAAAAAUUUGAUGCUGCGACCUCGGGUAUUGGCCGACCUCGAUCAUUUGACCUGAGUUCCUCAGUGUCAGGCAAAGGAAGCGCCAGUGGGCAAUUGAGAUCAUUGGGUACGGUGGAAGCUAUGUUACUUCUCACAGAAUGGCACCCACGAAAUCUGCACUUCCCACCAGGUGAUGAUGAAAAUUCUCUCCUGGAUACGGAUCCUCAGACCCAAAGUCGAGCCGACAACCCCUUGGACCACGACGGCGAACAUACCUGCAGCAAAGGAUCAGAGGGAAGACUAGCAUUUCAAAAGUGGCUGGAACCCGCCUGGCGAUCAGAUCGAAUGUCGUGGAUGCUACUCAGCACCGCGCAGGCUCUGGCAUUUGAACUUGGUGUCUUCGACCCCAAAGGAGAUUCCAAGGCAGCCAAUGAGCCACCCUCUGAACAAACACGGAAACGUCGACUACGGCGUUUGAUUCUCGUGUUUAUCACACACAGCAGCGGUCGUCUCGGGAUUCCUUCUAUGCUCCCAUUGCCCCAAUGGGGACAUGACAUCACGCCGACUUCUGCUGAUGCAAAGGAUGCCGAUGCCAAUCUUGAUCGGAUGCAGGACUGCUGGAUCAGUAUCUCAAAGAUUGUCUAUCAAGCCAACCACUUGUUGUUUGCAUCCAGUGAUCAAACGAUGGAUUUGAUCAGAACUGGAAGAUACCGUGAGCAAAUCGACCGGUUCCAGCCGUAUCUAAAUGAUUUCCAGCAGCAGCUGGAUAAUGUUGAUCUUUGCCCGGCUAUGCGGAGCGUUUUGUUGAUCGAGCUCGAGUACACCCGUCUCUACAUCAAUUCCCUCGCCUUACAAGCGGUUGUCGAUCGAUGGACCACCAUGUCGAAUGAGUCCGCUCAAAGCAACAACCAGACGCAGAAUGGCCAGUCUGCAUCGGGGACCUCCAAUAGCAACAGUAGCUGGUUCCAGACGCUGAAUGAGCUCUACCGUGUCAAUGAGCACUAUAUCCAGGAAGUCAUCGAUUCCUCGCGCAAAAUUCUGCAGACAGUGUUGGAAGGCCUCGUCCCUGAGGGCCGACUUAGACAUGCCCCCAUUCGAACCUUUUUCCGAAUCCUGUCUGGAAUGAUAUUCAUCUUAAAGACUUUCACACUUGGUGCCCGAGAAGACGAUGUGAGAGUGUCUCUAGAUCUGCAGGACCGGACAGUAGAGGCACUUCGCAAUUUUGUUGUGGAUGACGUGCACCUCAGCAACACGGUAGCCCGACUCCUUGAGCUCCUCACCAGCAGCAUCCGGACGCGCUUUUUGCGCUUUGCGCCCCAUGACCGGGGCGCAGACGGGGAGGGGCACGACCGCACCUCGGUCCCAAACUCCCGACUCCAUUCACCAUCGCGCGAGAACUCAGCAUCGCGACGUGAUGGCACGCAUACAACCUGGUCCGCUAAUCGGGACCAUGACGCGACCUCCGGCGGGCCUGGUCUGGGCUAUGUGGAUCAUGGCGCUGGGCCGAUGGGCUCAGGACACGAUCCACUGGCGAACAUUCCUGCACAGCCUAUUAAUUCGUCUAACCUCAACGUAUCCUUCAUGCCACCUCCACCAUCCGUCUACCACAACUACUAUGACUCGAACACGACAUUCCCUACCAAUGAUAUAGAUGGGUCAUCGCCAAACCAGACCCCAUCACAUGCUAUGGGCGACGGCCACCAUGCCGGCGCACUUCCAGAUUGGUUUGCUCUACCUCUCGAUCAAUUCUUCAACAGCUCCACUGGAGCCGUUGAUCAGGGUCUUGGUGGGACUGGGCCCAUGCUUGGCGAGUUUGACAUGCUUGAGGUGCUUCUUAACGAGGGAUACGAUGGAAAUGCCCACGGCGAGGGCGAGAACGCAGGACUCCCAUCCCAAUUCCUGUGA